AUGUCCAGCCAUCCAUCAACUCGAUCUGACUCCCAAGCAGGUGAUCACAUUCAAGAUCUACAGAAUUUGCUCGAUCGUAUGAGCCUAGCAGAUUCAUCGGUCGGUACUGUUACUUGGAAGCGCAAGACUACAGAAGAGUCUAUCACACUCUCAAGAAACUCGUGCGCGCAAUCCGCGCACAACACCAUUCCCGAUGGACGGAUCGUGCCUCUUCCUACCACUUCGACAGCUCAAACACCCUCGCAUCCGGUGUCAAUCCCCUCCCAUGUUCCGCUUGCUCCAACCCCAGAUGAGAUCCGCCCACCACAAGCUGGGCUCAAGCCUGAGGGCUUCUGGGUCAUCAUCGUUGGGCAAGAAGUCGGUGUAUUUUACUGUUGGGCUGAUGUUGCGGAACGAACACAUUUUGUUAGUGGGAGUAUUCAGAAACGAUACCCAUCUUUCCAGCAAGCUCUUCACGCAUACACCGUCAAGUAUAACGAACGCAGCGUCCAUGCAGUUCUGAUUCCGGGUGGCCCAUUCUGGCCUAUGAACUCGCCUGUGUCCCCAGCAUCUCCCCCUCCCCCUACAUCUCCCACAUUGUCUAUAGACUCGGAUGAUUUGUGGUCGCAAGUAGAAGACCUGUUGGACACCAUGAGUCAAUAUAAAUUUGAAUCUACGUAG
Molecule: messenger RNA, 660 nt
Organism: Suillus fuscotomentosus
Lineage: Eukaryota; Fungi; Basidiomycota; Agaricomycetes; Boletales; Suillaceae
Exons: 3
Coding region: 1-660 (219 amino acids)
Source: RefSeq, a predicted model, not a curated record